Messenger RNA from Magnusiomyces paraingens, 885 nucleotides. RefSeq lists its product as uncharacterized. The transcript has a single exon. Lineage: Eukaryota; Fungi; Ascomycota; Dipodascomycetes; Dipodascales; Dipodascaceae. Gene Ontology annotation, molecular function: cyclin-dependent protein serine/threonine kinase activator activity. Gene Ontology annotation, cellular component: transcription factor TFIIH holo complex. The record is from RefSeq and is a predicted model, not a curated record. The coding region runs from base 1 to 885 and encodes 294 amino acids. Gene Ontology annotation, biological process: nucleotide-excision repair; regulation of transcription by RNA polymerase II; positive regulation of cyclin-dependent protein serine/threonine kinase activity.
AUGGGCCCAGCACAAUGUCCGUACGACGGUUGUACAAAAAUUCUCAGAAAAAAUAAAUUUAAAGAACAAAUCUUUGAAGAUCUCGUGGUUGAAAGAGAAGUUGACGUGCGACAAAGAGUCUCCAAAACUUUUAACAAACGUCAAGAAGAUUUUGAAAAUUUGAGUGAAUAUAAUAACUACCUGGAGGAUGUGGAGAAUAUUAUUUUUAAUCUGGUUAAUAAUAUCGAUGUAGAAAAAACGGAAGAAAAGCUGCAAGCAUACGAGCAACGAAACAAAGAGCAGAUUUUGGCUAAUUCACGAAGGCAAAGAGACGAAGAUGAAAUAUUGGAAAGAAGGUCUAAAUACGAAAAGGAAAGGAAAUUGAAAGCUAUGCAACUUGAAGUCGAAAUGUCACAAUUUGAGGAAGAGAUUAAAAUAGAAGCCCAAAAAGAAUAUCGAGAAGAAAUGGCAAAUUCGGAUUUAGAUCCGAGUACAUUAAAAGCUCAAAUGGAUAAGAAAAUUGCAAGCAAAAUUUUGGAAAAAAGGAAAAUAUUAGAAGCACAAUAUGUGAUGCCACCACCACCAUCGAGCACAUUCCGUGGAUAUAUGAGCUUUGACGGAAAUGGGGCUGAUUCUCAGGGUGGUAGACCUGGAAGCCGUGGAAAUGGAGUUCUGUCACCGUUUACACCCUUCAUGGGAGAUUAUGAAAAAGAGCCCUUGUUUGUUCUCAGAGAGCAGUACUUUGAUCCAGAUAUGGACUCAGUGAAAUCGAAUCCCAAAUGUAUUGGCUCAGGAUACGUCGUGGCAGAAGCAUAUAAAAUGGACCUAUCGCGUGCUUUUUUUGGGAUCGGUUGUUAUGUUGUCAAAGAAAAAAUCAAUAGUGUGAAAAUAGAGGGGAUAUCUUAA